This is a messenger RNA of Meloidogyne enterolobii, 428 nucleotides long. NCBI's taxonomy places the organism in Eukaryota, Metazoa, Nematoda, Chromadorea, Rhabditida, Meloidogynidae. The record is from the annotation of a GenBank genome assembly.
UCCAGUCCCUCUCUGACUUAUCUCUUCCAUCUAUGGCCUUUCCUUCUUUGACUUGUCCUCCCCCUCUUCGACUUUUCCCUUCCCUCUACUGGAAAUCUGGAGUUUUUUAUCAAGUCAAGCCGCAUAAAAUUUCUAUCUCCUAUUUAUUAUAAAAUUUAUUUUUAUUUUUUAAAGAUUUAAUGGUUGGAUUUGGUUCAUCUUUUACUAUAGCUAAAUUACAAGGAAAAGAAAUCACGAUUAGAUCAGAUCCAGUUAGCAAUGUAAUGUUUCUUUUCCUUGGAAUUUCUUUAUUUACAACUUUAACAUUUUUAUUUUCACAAAAAUUUAAUAUAGGAAGAUUACAUGGUCUCACAUUAUUAUUUGUUUAUUUAAUAUUUAUUAUUUGCGUAAUUUUAUCCCAAUUGAGCUUUCUUCCUUUUCCUUUUUAA